Emiliania huxleyi CCMP1516 is the source of this 255-nucleotide messenger RNA. RefSeq lists its product as hypothetical. Lineage: Eukaryota; Haptophyta; Isochrysidales; Noelaerhabdaceae. The transcript has a single exon. Gene Ontology annotation, molecular function: protein binding. The annotation marks the transcript as partial. The record is from RefSeq and is a predicted model, not a curated record.
AUGGCGUUCUUCACGUCUCUCCUCGCGACUCCGCGCAAGGCGUCGGGCAAGACGCUGCUCGAGCGGCUCGGCGGCGCCACCCAGCUCGAUGACCGGCGCGACGCGCUCGCUUCCUUCAAGGAACUGUCGGCGGAAGAGCCGCUCCGGCUCAUCGUCGAGGGCGGGAUCGGCCUCCUCGUGCGCCUGGCGGGCGACGAGGACGCACAGCUCGCCCGCGACGCGCUCGAGACGCUCUCCAACCUGUGCGACGUCGGC